Messenger RNA from Thunnus maccoyii (southern bluefin tuna), 2662 nucleotides. RefSeq names its product methionine adenosyltransferase I, alpha (gene mat1a). Bases 1137 to 2300 code for a protein of 387 amino acids. Lineage: Eukaryota; Metazoa; Chordata; Actinopteri; Scombriformes; Scombridae. The transcript has 13 exons. Gene Ontology annotation, molecular function: ATP binding; methionine adenosyltransferase activity. The record is from RefSeq and is a predicted model, not a curated record. Gene Ontology annotation, biological process: S-adenosylmethionine biosynthetic process. Gene Ontology annotation, cellular component: cytosol.
GCCAGAGGGCAGGGGAACUAGUCGAAGAAGAUUUGGACUUUGACAAAAAAAAAAAAUGUAUUCAAGGGUCAAGACAAUGCACAAGAACACACACGGACAGCAUACCUGAUCUCCAGGCCCGAUGACGAAGACUCCACCCAAGACGAGUCCUUCACCUUUUAGGUUUCCUCUGAAGCCCCUCCGAUACGCCCGCCAGAGGUUCCUCCAAACUCCAACACGCAGAAACAUCGAGAGACACAUCCACCGCACUUGAGGACCGUAGAAAUUUCUCUAUGAGGAAAACAUAAAAGCAGCUUAUUGGUUUGAAUCAUGUAACCCCACAUUUUUCGCUGUAUAUGAAUGGAACCAUGUGUAGGAGACCUGCUGAUCCACGUAGAUCCUCCCAGUGAAGUACUUCUUGAAACAGUCCAGCUCCUUGCCGAGGUUUUCUUUGACCACGGCAAAGAGAGGGACUUCAAGGUCCUGCAGCUGGGAUUUCAGAGAGGACAGCUCAGCAGCCUCCUAAAGAGAGACCAGAGGACAAUCCUCAAGUAGCUGAAAGAAGCCCUGAGAUCACAGAGCAAGACUGCUCCCUGCAGGAGGAUGCCCCAACCUGGCUGAGUCCCAGUACAUAGAGCUGUCCCACCGGUGUGAUGGGGGGAUGGGUACCCCCUAUUUAAGAUGUUCCUGCUCCCACCCAAGAAGUGUCACACCCUAAAUGAGAUCUGUCAAAGCAGAGGUGAUGACUAUAAACACACACUCAAGCAUCACACUGUACAUAAAGAGUUAACAUGCAGUUGCCACAAGCAGAAAUGCCCUCCCAUCAUCCACUCCCCCCUGAAAUGGACUGUCCCAUGGAUUCACAUGACGUGUGUGUGUGUGUAUGUGAGUGACAGAGUGUGUGUGUGUGUGUUUGUGCGCGUGUUUGUGCUCUCUUAGCCAUAUAUAUAGGGCCAUGUGGACAUAGACGUGGAGUUUAGUAGGAUAGACUUUGCAUUGGCUGCAGGGCAGUUUGCCUCCCGUUCUCCCCUUUUUCUCUUAAAGAGAACCAGCAGGAAUAUAAAGCAGCCUUCAGAUCUCUCUGGACUGCUUGUUGGUGGGAACUGAAGAACCUUUUCUCUCUGAGAGUCUCGCUGAGUACCUGACCCUGUAGAAAAAUGAGUGACCAGCUGGAUGACGGCUCUUUCAUGUUCACAUCGGAGUCCGUGGGAGAGGGACAUCCAGACAAGAUUUGUGACCAGAUCAGUGAUGCUGUUCUGGAUGCUCACCUGAGCCAGGACCCAGAUGCUAAAGUGGCCUGUGAGACGGUAUGUAAGACGGGCAUGGUGUUGCUCUGUGGUGAGAUCACAUCUCGGGCCAAUGUGGAUUACCAGAAGGUGGUGAGGGACGCCAUCAAACACAUCGGCUACGACAACUCUGACAAAGGUUUCGACUAUAAGACGUGUAACGUGCUGGUGGCUUUGGAGCAGCAGAGUCCGGACAUUGCUCAGGGGGUCCAUGUUGACAGACGGGAGGAGGACAUUGGAGCAGGAGACCAGGGUCUGAUGUUCGGCUACGCCACAGAUGAGACUGAGGAGUGCAUGCCUCUCACCAUCGUCUUAGCCCACAAACUCAACGCAAAGAUGGCUGAGCUCAGACGCAACGGCAUUAUCCCCUGGCUGCGUCCUGACUCUAAAACACAGGUGACUGUGCAUUAUGAUCAGAGAGACGGAGCUGUGAUCCCCAAGAGAGUUCACACCAUCGUGAUCUCUGUCCAGCAUGACGACUGCAUCUCUCUGGAAGAACAGAAGAAGGUCCUUAAAGAGAUGGUGAUCAACGCAGUGGUUCCUGCUAAGUAUUUGGACGACAAGACCAUCUACCAUCUGCAGCCUUCUGGUCGCUUUGUCAUUGGAGGACCUCAGGGUGAUGCUGGUGUUACAGGCAGGAAGAUCAUUGUCGACACAUAUGGAGGCUGGGGCGCUCACGGAGGAGGAGCUUUCUCUGGCAAAGACUUCUCAAAGGUCGACCGCUCUGCUGCCUACGCUGCUCGCUGGGUGGCCAAGUCUCUGGUCAAAGCCAAACUGUGCAGGAGAGUCCUGGUUCAGGUGUCUUACGCCAUUGGAGUGGCCCGGCCUCUGUCCAUCUCUUUGUUCACCUACGGUUCCUCCUUGAAACCAGAGACAGAGCUGCUCCGUAUUGUCAACAAGAACUUUGAUCUGCGUCCAGGAGUCAUUGUCAGGGAACUGAAUCUGAAGAGGCCGAUCUACCAGAAAACAGCCUCUUACGGCCACUUCGGCCGGCCAGAGUUUUCUUGGGAGGUUCCCAAAAAGCUUGUCCUGUAAAUACUCCACCUGCCUGUCCUGAUCGGAUCGACCCGCCUCUGUAUGAGCUACAACUGCCAGUUCCAUCAACUGAUAGGACAUUGUUUUUCAUAGGAAGAAAAAAAAAAGCCAAAGUUUUAGGGAUAAGUCAGCUUUAAAGAGGUGAGAGGAUACAUUACAUGCAAGAGUGGUUGUAGCCGCCGGACAUAUGAUGGGAUAUUCUCCCAAUGAGAAGAGAAACAUUGCAGAGGACAUCUCAGUAACCAAACCUUUUCCCACCCUGUCCUUUUCUAGCCCGCAUUACAUCUAAAUAUUGGUGCUUUAGAAAUAUACGUACAAUCACUAGUGAGAGAUCUUCCUUGGUAACAUAAAGGAACGCCACA